GCAUUUAAAUUGAGUGAAAAAUGGGUUCAGAGCCUAAAAGAGAGAGAAUUCAUUCGAAAGAAGAAGAAGAAGCAGCAGCCCAAGAAGAAAUAUGGAAAUAUAUUUUGGGUUUCACUCCCAUGGCUCUGGUCAAGUGUGCCAUUGAGCUUGGGAUACCUGAUAUCCUCGAGAACCAUGAAACCCCAAUGACGCUUGCUGAGCUUACGUCGAAGCUCGGGUGCAAUCAGUCUUCUUUGUAUCGGAUCAUGAGGUUCUUGAUCCACUAUAAGAUAUUUCAAGAGAAGCCUGUAUCCGAAACAUCUGUUGGAUAUGCUCAGACCUCUUUGUCUCGGCUUCUAACAAGGCAUGGAGAAAAUUCCAUGGCCGACUUGGUGCUUCUAGAGAGCAGCCCGGUCAUGCUGGCUCCAUGGCACAAGCUAAGUGCUUGGGUUUUGGGCAACAAAGAGUUGCCGUUUGAGGCGGCACACGGCGGCAAAGAUCUUUGGGGAUUUACUGCGGCUAAUCCUGGUCACAGUAAGCUCUUUGACGCUGCAAUGGCAUGCGAUGCUCGGGUGGCAGUGGCAGCGGUAAUUGAAGGUUGCCCAAAGGUGUUUGAGGGAUUGAAGACGAUGGUGGAUGUUGGUGGUGGUGAUGGGACAGCAUUACGGUCGAUUGUGAAGGCUUUUCCUUGGAUCAAAGGGAUUAACUUCGAUCUCCCUCAUGUGGUGUCGGUCGCUCCCGCGGCCACUGGUGUCGAACACGUUGGAGGCAGUAUGUUUGAUUAUGUUCCAAAAGCUGAUGCUGCAUAUUUCCUGAAAGUAUUGCAUGAUUGGAGAGACGAAGAAUGCAUUGAGAUACUAAAAAAAUGUCGAGAGGCUAUUCCUCAGGAUACAGGCAAGGUGAUUAUUGUAGAAACGAUUAUUGGAAAAAAAGAUCACGAGUUUAAAGGAGUGGGGUUGAUGCUUGAUAUGGUGAUGAUGGCUCAUACAAGCAACGGAAAGGAACGGACGUUGGAAGAAUGGGCUUAUGUGUUUCAUGAGGCUGGAUUCAGUCGUUACACUGUGAACCACAUUCAAUCCUAUCCUUCUGUUAUUGAAGUUUAUCCUUGACUCUCAAAACUUGAGUCGGUUCUUCAAAUUAUCAAGGCUCUCAGUAUCGAACUUAGCUGGAAUAAUGUGUUAGAAAUUGGCAUCUUUGUAUUUUAUGUUUGUAAUGUUGUACUGUUCUUAAAAAAAA
This is a messenger RNA of Cynara cardunculus var. scolymus (artichoke), 1215 nucleotides long. Its product is annotated as acetylserotonin O-methyltransferase-like. The record is from RefSeq and is a predicted model, not a curated record. The coding region runs from base 21 to 1088 and encodes 355 amino acids. Gene Ontology annotation, biological process: methylation. NCBI's taxonomy places the organism in Eukaryota, Viridiplantae, Streptophyta, Magnoliopsida, Asterales, Asteraceae. Gene Ontology annotation, molecular function: S-adenosylmethionine-dependent methyltransferase activity; O-methyltransferase activity; protein dimerization activity. The transcript has 2 exons.